UUACAAUUGAUGAGCAUUAUCUGUCCGAACAAGGAAGCAUAAAAUUGGAACCAGAUGCUGAAUCUGAGACCAAUAGAUUAUGCUGCAACAUUUGCUCUAAAACAUGCGACGACGUGCUACAGCUAAAUGAACAUUUGCUAAUUCAUUUACAGAAACUGCCGUAUGCAUGCGAUAUUUGCCAUUUAAGAUUCAAGUGGAAAAGUUAUUUAGAGCAACAUCGAAAUAAGCAUACGAAAGAAAAGCGGUACGUCUGCAAGAUUUGUCAACAAGAGUUUCUAUAUGCUACAAGUCUAAGUCUUCAUGCCAUAACCCACUCAAACGAACGUCGUCAUGCAUGUGAUUUCUGCAGUUUGACUUUUAAGAGGCGAUGUGAGCUUCAAACGCACCGAAAUAAACAUACAAAGGAAAAACGUUAUGAUUGUAGACUUUGUCGUAAGAGCUUCUUAUCAUUACAAGGUUUGCGCAGUCAUAAGACGGUGCACUCGAAGGAAAGGCAGUUUCAAUGUAACAUAUGUAAUAAAACAUUCGCUCGUUCAGGAGCUGUAAACAGACAUUUGAAAACACAUUCAGACGAACGUCCUUUUGGUUGCGACAGAUGCAGUAUGAGAUUCAAGUGGAAACAUAAUUUAAAGGGUCAUCAAAAGAUUCAUAAGGACGUGCAGGACAUGGAGUAACGCAUCUUCUAAUUGAAUAUUGAUGACCAUUUGCGGUUUCAGCAGUAAAUGGAAGCGGGAGUAAACAGAUGAAAAUCGGAAAAUAUAUUAUUUAUAUUAUUAUUUAAUUUUUCAACUAUUCCCUGCAACCUUGCCAAGUGCAUACAUCGCAUUUGAUAAGCAUAAGCGGCUAGAACAAAGCGGAGGUGGACAGUUCCAGUAUAUUAUUUAAUAUAGCAUAUAUAAAACUAAA
Dendroctonus ponderosae (mountain pine beetle) is the source of this 906-nucleotide messenger RNA. Its product is annotated as gastrula zinc finger protein XlCGF7.1-like. Gene Ontology annotation, cellular component: nucleus. NCBI's taxonomy places the organism in Eukaryota, Metazoa, Arthropoda, Insecta, Coleoptera, Curculionidae. The record is from RefSeq and is a predicted model, not a curated record.